Cottoperca gobio is the source of this 3347-nucleotide messenger RNA. It is a transcript of the gene nkain1, whose product is annotated as sodium/potassium transporting ATPase interacting 1. Bases 519 to 1142 code for a protein of 207 amino acids. The record is from RefSeq and is a predicted model, not a curated record. Gene Ontology annotation, biological process: regulation of sodium ion transport. The transcript is spliced from 8 exons. Lineage: Eukaryota; Metazoa; Chordata; Actinopteri; Perciformes; Bovichtidae.
GCCCCGGCACAACGAUUGUUGACAAAAGACGCUACGAUACGGAGCGAAGGAGCCCGGAGCCCGGUACUGGUGAGCAGAUCCGCCCGUUAACUAGUUUCCCUGAGCAGUUAGAGGAGAAGAAGGUCGGGACGACGGGGGUUAGGGGGGCACGAGGACUCUUCUGUUCAUAGAAAACCGUGUGGCCGAGGUGAUUCGGUUGUCGGUGGUGGUCGGACCGCAGCAGGCCGGUGUGAAGUCAGUGGACGCCCCCCACCCCCCCUUCCCCAACUCAGCCUCCACCUCCACCUUUCCUCGCGAUUGGUAUUUACCGACAAAAAAGAUCAGCGGCCAAGAUGGGUCACUCGCUGUGAGAAGAAGGGCCAGACCAGCGUUACAGGAGGAGGCGGCGGCGGCCUUGGGCAGGUAUAUUCAGCCGGGAAUGGUGUGACCUAAGACAGCCAGGCAGUCUGGAUCUGACCGGGGACCCGUCAUUCCCCCGGAGCCUCCGCGGCUCCAAGCCGCGUCCUGAGCCCUCCAAGAUGGGGAAGUGCGACGGAAGAUGCACGUUGCUGGUGAUAUGUUCACUGCAGUUGGUGGCAGCCCUUCAGAGGCAGGUGUUUGAUUUUCUGGGCUACCAAUGGGCUCCCAUCCUGGCCAACUUCCUGCACAUUAUGGCUGUCAUCCUGGGCAUGUUUGGCACUGUGCAGUUUCGCUUUAGAUACCUUAUCUUUUAUGCUGUAUGGCUGGUCCUUUGGGUGGGUUGGAACUCGUUCAUUAUCUGUUUCUACCUGGAGGUUGGAAACCUGUCUCAGGACAGGGACUUUCUCAUGACGUUCAACACAUCCCUUCAUCGUUCAUGGUGGAUGGAGCAUGGUCCUGGUUGCCUGGUAACACCGGUGCAAGACUCUCGCAUGGCCCCUGACGAUCAUCAUGUCAUCACUGUGUCCGGGUGUCUCCUCGACUACCAGUACAUAGAGGUGUUGAGUUCGGCCAUUCAGGUCCUACUAACUCUCUUUGGCUUUGUCUACGCCUGCUACGUGAGCAAAGUCUUCCAGGAUGACGAGGACAGCUUUGAUUUCAUCGGUGGCUUUGACUCGUAUGGCUACCAGCCUCCUCAGAAGUCUUCCCAUCUGCAACUGCAGCCUCUUUACACGGCUGGUUAACUGCUGGUAGCGCCCCCUUCAGGCCAAACCCUGACGGUGUCACUGUGGAUGGAAAGCGGCGGUUGCCUCGAUUACACUCACUCUGUGUGUCACAGUUUACCGGAGGAAUGGACUUACCCCACCCAGAGGGAAACGUCUGUGCGUGUGUGCAUGUGUGCUUGUGUCUGAGAAAGAGAAAGAGAAAUACAGCCCUGAAUAGAAUGUACAGAGCUCAGGGAAGAACCAGCAUGCCAGGUGGUGUGAUGAGAUGAAGGAAGAGAGGAAGGAGGAGGAGAGAUACAGAGAACAAGAGAACAAGAGCUGGGGACACCUCUGUCAAUUCACUGAGGACACACUUCACUAAACUGCCAGCUCUCAACACCACUCUCACAACUGUGUGUAUGUUUGUGUGUGAUUGUGUAACUCCACAGGACUAGCUGGUGUGGUUGCACCCUGGACUCUUACCACUCGGUGUCCCUGUGAAUAAUUAUUUUUGGGUGCUCGUGUGUGUGUGUGUGUGUGGGGGAGAUGUGUAUGUGUGUGUGGGGGGGGGGAGAGAUGUGUGUGUGUGUGUGUGUGUGUGUGUGUGUGUGUGUGUGUGUGGGGCACUAAUAAAAAGAGGCACGGCUCGUACCUGUUGUCGUUUUAGAAUGUGGUGAUGUCAAACUAGAGCAGUCUUACGAUGAUUCCCAUUCCCAAAGCCAUCUUUACCUACCACUGUUGACAUUCAAGCCUUUUACACUGGCCUGCUGAGGUAGUAAAACAAAGCCGGUGGAGCGGAAAGGAUUACCUAUUUAAAGAUCAGGCUAACAAUAUAUAAUACAUUUUAUUAUUGACCAAAACCAACAAAUGCAUUUAUCUGUCUCUCAAAACUUUCCAACUUUCCCAAAAAAAAAAAAAGGGGGGUCCCGGAAAUAUACUUUAUUUAUUUUGUUUUUUAAAAAGGCAAAAUAAUUUCCCAAAACAGUUGGACACUGUAGAUAUAAGCGAGUGGUGUUGAGAUAUACCGGUAUUGACAAUAACUGAUAUUUAUUGAUGAAAUAUUGAUAUCAUGAUAAUAUUGUGUUUGCAGAUGUUAGGCCUUGUGGAUUUUUUGACUAUCCAUUAGUGUAGUCGUUCUUUUUGUACGCACAGACUCACAUUUUGAGUGUAAUUAAUUUGCCAAAAAUGAGAAAAAACACACAAUAAGCAAAGUUAAAGAUAAUUUUGGCUGACAGCAUUAUGAUUUUUUAUCUUCUGUAUAUAUAGCAAUAUUGUUAUCUGUAAUUCUUUUGGCCGCGAUAAUCGUAUAGUGACAGAAAAUGUCUUUCAAACAGCAGUAAAUAGUUAUUUGUCUGGGACUAUUUUCAGCUGCACAUGCGCUGUGCUAGUGAGUAUUUACAGCUGCAGGAAACUGUGGGAUCAUCUGAAAAUAAACCACAGUGCCCAGCUUCACCACAAUGAAGGCACAUAGUGUGGCUCAUUCAUGCGUUUUUAUGCAUUCAUUUUUCUAUAAGGUUUUGGACAACAAUGGAUUUCACAGAGGAAUGAAACAUCAGGCUUUGGCUACACAGACAAUACUUGUCAGUACGAUCAAUUCUUUGUUGGUUUUGGUCUUUUAAUGCGAUUUAUUAACAAUAAGAUAAAUGUAGAAUAUCAUCAGACAUAUCGUUUAAAGUUCUGAGUAACUGCAAAAAAUCAAGUCAAAUGUCCAUUUCCAGGGUAUUUUGUUUUCAGGAAAAUUAAUUCAGUCUACUGGACAUGUAGUGCUGUUGAUUAGUGAUGCAGAUGGCUUUGGGAUCAGGCAUUAGUGUGUCUAUGGGGGGGGUGUGGCUGGGGGGGAUACUGUGCAUGUAAAUAACCAGCCAAUGAUUGUUUUGUUGGUUCCAUUUAGAAAAGGGGGGUUGCAUUAGGGGUAGGGCUUGGGAAAGAUGGGUACACAUCAAAGUUUUUCUUCAUACCUGUUUCUCUUUUUGGAUAUCCUCAUGCAGCCCUCUUCUAACCCACCUGCAGCUAAUUCUCUCCAUUAUCUUUCUUAAUAACUACAUUCACCUCUGUAGCUCAUUCGCUGAUUUCCACCGGAGAAUGCCGAUAAAGGAGACAUGAGAGGAAUAUAAUGUCAUGGUCAGUAGUUUUUGUAGAUGUAAUUGGAGACAAAGAGGGAAAAGGGAGACAGGUAUAAGGUGAAGACCUUAUUGGGUGUAAGGAGAAGUUUGAAAUAAUAAAAAAUACACUUUCUACGUUAAA